AUGGACAGAGCUAAAGAAUUAUUUACAAAGGUUUAUGGUAAAAUAUUUGAAUCAUAUGACUUUUUCUUUGGCAGAUUUAUACAACAGUUGUUUACUAAACCAUCAUCUAUUUUAUUUCUUGGUAUAGAUAAUGCAGGUAAGACAACUCUUGUUAGGAAAUUAAAACAUGGUACAAAUGAGACAUAUAUGCCUACUCGUCAUCCAAGUAGAACACAAAUUGAUAUAGGCAAUUUAAAGGCUACAGUCAUUGAUUUAGGUGGUCACAAGGCUGCACGCGUCGUGUGGACCAAAUAUUUUUACAACUGUGACGGAAUAAUUUUUAUAGUCGAUGUAAAUGAUACAGCAAGAUUUGAUGAAGUAAGAGAGACUUAUAAUGAAGUACGUAAAUUAGAGAAGAAAGCUCCUAUCGCCGUUUUAAUGAAUAAGAUAGAUAUUGAGGGCAAGACUGAAAAUGAUGUGCAGUGGACAGAAGAUAUUAAGGCCCGCACUGGUAUUUACGAUUCACCUGGAAGUGAGACAGAACAGCCCGUAAAUGUUGCUUGGGUGAGUAUUGUACAAGAAAGUAGUGAUGCACUAACUGGUCCUCUUGCUAUGUCUUUUAAAUGGCUUGAAAUGAUGAUAAAUAAAACAAGACAAUAA
Molecule: messenger RNA, 639 nt
Organism: Vairimorpha ceranae
Lineage: Eukaryota; Fungi; Microsporidia; Nosematidae
Product: gtp-binding protein sar1
Exons: 1
Coding region: 1-639 (212 amino acids)
Biological process (GO): endoplasmic reticulum to Golgi vesicle-mediated transport; intracellular protein transport; membrane organization
Cellular component (GO): COPII vesicle coat; endoplasmic reticulum exit site
Molecular function (GO): GTP binding; GTPase activity
Source: RefSeq, a predicted model, not a curated record